GCUUGGAGGGAGCACACAGGCGCUGCUCCACUGUACGUCUGUAGAUUGUAUAUAUGUGCCAUGAAUGAGGGUGUGAUUGAAAACGUGCCGUUCUGCGGAUGUGUUUUUAUAUUAUUUGCGUGCGUUUGUGGGUUGUCAAGCUGUACCACACUCCCUGGGUUAACGGCAUCACACGUUACCGUUAAAGAUGCGCCAGUGCCAUAUGCUCUUAAGGAUGCUGACGACUUCGGGGCAAACGUGAGCGACAAAAUUAUAGCCAUGCUGUAAGAAGUACCUACAUAUUGCUGUACUACAAGGGCAAACCGCGUGCUGCUCCUAUUACAUUUCAUUUUAAAACGACUGAAAUAUUUGAUAUCGCAGAUAUGGAAUGAACGGAUAAAGCCGGAUAAAAAAAAAUUAAAAAAACAUUUUCACCUUGCUUUUCAGAGGUGUGAACGAUUUUUGCAAAAGAUCCUUUUUGGCCAGUUUGAGAGCGGCGAGAGAUGUCAUAAUGUACUUCUUUUAGUGUUUUUUUUCUAAGAUUGCACACUUACUGCGGUGAAGGUCCUCCUACUAUGUAAUUCUCAGUUAUACGAAAUAGCCUAAAUUUGGCUAGAUUUGCAUGAAUGGGAAUAUACCACUGAUCGCUCUCGCAGCAUCCGCGUGUUUUGAUCGGCAUCCGAGUUAUUUUUGUUAUGAAUAUAUCAUUCUUGUUUGAAACGGCAAGAUCGAGAUAUAGGGAAUCAGAGUUUUUAAUUACGCAAAAGAAAGGAACUGUUUAUGUUUUUUUUUUGCCAAUUUGACUGACGCACUGUGGUAUUUUCUGCUGUUUUCUUUAAUAUUGAAAUCUGUGCGAAUAGACAUUUGAACUUGGAGACGCCAUCCCGAAGGAAUUUGAUUUUUAUGGUCAAGUGCAAGAAGGCAGCGAAAAUCGGGUUUCUAAAUAAGGAGAUUGAGCCUUAGGAUGGAGGGUCGUUGGGUCACUAACGAAGAUUUCCUUGUCCUUUCCGUGUAAAGGCUGCGGCUGCAUCCAAGAAUCGAUACAGGGAUCUGCAUUAGACAAGCAUUGCACAGCAGCACAGUGGCUCCCCCUUCAGGGUGCUGGGAUAAGUGCGGCACUGGAUGGCCACAGGCCCAGAGCAGUGUUUCCCUCAUGAGAACAGCUGCACGGUGAGCACUCAGUUGGUCGACAGGCUGAGGGGCAGGGCUGCUCGUGAGUCACAUGACAUGGAGGUCAAAGGGCACCUGAUCACAGUCGCGGGCCUCGGAGCUCCAGAUCCUCAGGGUUGCGGGGACAGUAAACAGCACGCUGAGCGUGUCUCUGAGCUGCAGGAGCGCAGGAGGAACCUCCAGACGCUGUUGAACACUCGGCUGGGGGAGCUCAGGCACGUCUGUCUGCUGGAAGCGGAGCUGACCGGGCAGCUUCCCAGCGAGUUUCCUUUGGAGGCUGGGGAAAAGCCCCCCCAGGUGCGUCGCAGACCUGGUAUCGCCCCCCGUGGACAUAAACAUUCCCUGAAGGGGGAGGAAGAGGAGGCAUGUCAGUGGAAGCAGAGGACCGCGCGGUUCCGUGGCGCCCUCCGCAGGCAGGCCGACUCUGAGCAGCCCCCGCACGGCAAGAAGACGGUGCACCGCGGCUGCCACACAGAUGAAGCAGUGAAGUCCGAAAGCAGCUCCAUGUCAGACUCCACCGGCCAGGACAAUGACGACUCAUCCCCCAGUGUUGGCCCAGAGCGCCUGGCCCCAGGGAGCCCCGACGGCCAGCUCUGCAGGAAGCUGUCGCCCGUAGAGAUCUACUACGAGAUGAGGACGCGCCGCAACUCAGCGGCCAGCUCUUCCAGGCCAGAGGUAUCGAGCGGAUCUGGCAGCCAGCAGUGGUCAGAUAGCCCCGAAGGCCCGCAAGUCGUCCAGCUACACCCUCAGGAAGGGCUGUCGACUGGGUCCUCGGAGCGGCCGGGCUGCCCGUACAGCGCCCGCACGCGGCGCAGCAACAGCUCCGACGCCCUGCUGGACCGGACCACCUUCCCAGACGAAGGUGUGCAGAGACCUGGGAUGCCCUGCAGGGGCGGGCCUUACAAGAGUUCGGAGGCUCUGACGGACGGCCGGCUGCGGCAGGUCCAGCGAGGCAGCCCUGAGGGGCACCUCAACGGCCAUGGCGAACAGGGCAGGCUGCGCUCCUCGAUGGGCGGCCGAGGGGGCGGCAGCUACAACGAGAUCCUCAUGGACUACAUCUGGGGCAAGCAGCAGAAGAUGCAGCAGAGACAGCAGCCGGCCAGCGGGGCCAGGCCUUGGACAGAGGCUCCUUCUACCUCAUUCCCAGCCGCUGUGGCCCCCCAGCUGAAUGGCUUCCCUGCGCCUCAGGCCCCCCCAUUUGCGGCUGGCCCGCCGCCCUACAGCCCCUUGCUGCUGCGAGGGAAGCCGGGCGAUCCACGCCGGGUCAAAGUCACGCGCACCAAGUCAUGUGGUCCCUUCGUGCCACUGCAACCACAGCACCAGGAGGCCCUACUGUUCUCUGCCUAUUCGGACCCCCCCCACGCCACUCCUGGCUCCGCGGCCCCAUACCCCUACCCGGCCGAGCAGACUGGCGCCCCCCCAGCCCGCCGGCCGCUGCCAUUCCCCGGAGGCACUGCGGAGGAGUCCACUCGCAGCCUGCACAAGGCGCUGGCCCUGGAGGGCCUGAGGGACUGGUACCUGAGGAACACACUGGGGCACGCCGCCGCCGCCGGGCUCAAGGGACAGGACGCCAUGCUGCCCCGCCGUCGCACCACCCAUCCCCCACACCCCCACCCCCUCGCACAGCAGGCUCCACCCUUCCAGACGGAGCACCUCUACAGCCACGGCCCCGGUACCCAGCUGCCCCAGUCCGCGUCCUUCCAUGGGCACCCGCUGCAUGGCAGGUCCUUGGAUCUGUCCCUGUACCAGGAGCCCUACUCCUCUCAGAUGCAGGACUUGACACUGAACGAACCCGGCACUGACUCGCCUGCUCCAGGCACCCUGGUCUGAUGCACACAUAAGCAGUUAUGUUAAGGCCUACAAAGAAAAUUGACUCAAAUGCACAGACGGUUCCAGAAAAUGUUUUUCACAUUUCUGUCCUGGAUAGAAGAGCCUAAUAGAGAGGUCUGUGUAGUCUGUUGGUCCAGUUCAUGUGGGCUGAACUGGAACCACUUAAAAAUUAGAUGAAUUACCAGUAGACACCCUUGCUGUUGCUCAGUUUUUGGACUGUGGAGUCUUCCGACCUCUAUCUGAUUCCAGGGUUCUGGGAAAACUUGAGCUCCUAUCUGUUAUGUUAUUUAUUGUCUCUUCACCUUUUUUAUUACACACACCUGGCUGUCUUGGAAAUUUCCACUAGUUCAUGAACUGCAGUUAAUAUAUUUGACAAGAGACUUACAAAUGAAAUUCUUCCUCAGAUCUUGCAUAAUCAUUGAAGUACUCAAACUGUACAUGUAUUUAUUACGUCCUAUUCAGAGUCGCAAAUGUACUCAUGGAGUACCCCUGUGUGUGGCGUUCCCUUAAAAUGCAUAGGGGUUUAAUCAGGCUUUAUGUGACACUUUGGGAGGGAUUAACACGUUGAGGAUGCAAGCCCAUCUGGGAGGGCUGUGGUCAGCAGACCCCUGCUUUUUGUCACUAGGAAUUGGUCUUAAAGCAUUCAUCAUUUUGGAAGCGUGAUCACGAACAUGCAUUACGUGGAAUCUACCACAGCAUGGGGAAGCCACAUGCUCUUUACUGGCUUCACUUCACCAGCAUUUCCAAAUGAAAUCUUGGAGGUCACCAAUCCACCAGUAUUUUAUAGUCUCAGAGGUGCUUGGUCCAGAUUAUCGAUUUUCUUAGCCCGAUGUUUUCAGCCCUGGUCUUGGUGAGCCAAUGUUUUCAGUCUCUUGUUUGGCUCAUCCUGGGGUUGAUUGAGCUUUUAAUCUAAUUAAUCAUGUGAGCCACAUCACACUAAAGCUGAUGCACUAUUUGAGGACUGCAAUGGUGUAAAGGCCCAAAAGCUGUUCAGGGGUUAAUGACAAGUGGGCAUAUUAAACCGUAGCAGGUCCUUGGGGUACAGUUCAGUUUUAACGUUAUUUACAUGGGCGUCUUGAUCGUGGCUUUGCUUCCACACACACCAGCAUACACACUGGGCAUCGCAGGAUCAGGACUAAAAAGCACUGAGUUGUGAUUUACUAGGUGAGGACCAGAUAUUUAUUUUAUAAUGAUGUACUGUUUGUAAGCGUUUACAAUGUUAAGGAAAUUAUGCAAAAAAAGUCAGAAUCUGGGAUUAUAUUCGUCACUUUUCAAAAUCUCCAGGAGGUGGAAGUUGAAAAAUCGCAUAGAAUUGAAACUCCAGUCCAAAUGUAUCAGCAAGUUCGUUGAUGAAAAACCGCAAUUAAUCAUGAAUGCUUAGGAAAGGGAUGAUAAAAUCAACUCUGCCCCCUGGUGGGUGGACUCUAACUUCUUACAAAAGCAAUACUGAUAUGUACAAUCUUACAUCACAUGGAUCAUGAGCAUCAUAAUUGAUAAACUUUGGUUAAUUGAAGCAUUACCAGCUUUUUCUUGAGUGGCUGCUUUGUCAGUGAAAUAUAUAUUUUUUUUAUAUUGCUACUGGUUUCAGUUUUCUGAAGCCAUUUGUGUGGUUCUCUCUGUUGGAGAUGGGCAAUUAUCAUUGCCAUUGUUUUAAUUAUCAUAAUUAGGCCACUGCAAGAAACAAAUAGUAUUUUAACAGGAAUCCAAAUAAGGUUCAUGUUCUAGUUCAUUGUAAAUAUUUGUAUACUGCUACUCAAUCCCAUGGCAAAUAUUAUGAAACUUUCUGAAUCUUUUACUGCUUUUUUUUUUUUUUUUUAGAGUUGACAAUUCAUUUCUGAGCAGAUGUUUUUUAACAAAUCAAUGUGAAAAUAGCGUAAUGAAAACUGUCUGUGGGGAUCAUGCUGUUUUUAUGACUGCUCAGUCCUGUUUUUAUUUGGAGAGUGAUUUACAUGAUGCUAACUGGUGAAUUAUUUGGGGCAUGAAGUUGGGGGGGAGGGGGACAGUCUUGGUUAGGUAAUGGGUAGUUCUUUGGCAGAUGGAAACUGGAAGAGCGUGUGUCAUGUCAUAAGCAGGUCUUAUGGCAGUAACAAUUAAACCAAUAAAGAGGGAACCUGUUUAUCAUC
This is a messenger RNA of Paramormyrops kingsleyae, 5102 nucleotides long. It is a transcript of the gene ccdc120a, whose product is annotated as coiled-coil domain containing 120a. The record is from RefSeq and is a predicted model, not a curated record. Lineage: Eukaryota; Metazoa; Chordata; Actinopteri; Osteoglossiformes; Mormyridae.